Molecule: messenger RNA, 1065 nt
Organism: Trichoderma virens Gv29-8
Lineage: Eukaryota; Fungi; Ascomycota; Sordariomycetes; Hypocreales; Hypocreaceae
Product: glycosyltransferase family 64 protein
Exons: 2
Coding region: 1-1065 (354 amino acids)
Cellular component (GO): membrane
Molecular function (GO): glycosyltransferase activity
Source: RefSeq, a predicted model, not a curated record
AUGACGUCUUGCCUCAGCUGGCUGCAGGUGCCCCGGUUUAGGAGAAGCACAACCAUCUUGUCCGCGCUGAUUCUCGCCAUCGUCACAAUCGUGCUGCUUGCCAAUCCUUCGUCGGAUCUCAGGGCCAUUGGACACUCAAAACCGGUGUCCGAGGCACUGGCGCCCCGAUAUCCUCGCUGCAGCGAUCGCACAGACGCCAACAUCACUUGGCCUCUGGAAUCAUGGCGGGACGCGGCCGAAACCAAGUUUGGCGGGCUGAUGGAUGACAAGUUUACGAUUGCCAUGUCCACCUUCCAUCGCCCAAAGGAGCUCCACCGCACCUUGAACGUGCUCCUAUCCACCAAGAUCCCAUCGCUGCACGAAAUCGUCGUUAUUUGGAACAACUUUGAUGAACAGGAGCCCGAAAGCUUCGUCUCCGAGCACGGUGUCGUGGUGCGAUACCGCAAACCAACGCGCGACAGUCUAAACGAGAAGCUGUGGCCCGAUCCCAAAUACCGUACCAAGGCCAUUCUCCUCUCCGAUGACGACGUUUAUUACCGCCCUGACGAUCUCGAAUUUGUAUUCCAGAUGUGGCGCAAGUUUGGCAGGGACAGGAUGACUGGGGCUCUUGCGCGCUGCGCUACGGCGCUUCCAUCGGGCCAAUGGGACUACAACUUUUGUUCGCAAAAGGAGCACGAAGACGUCUACGCCCUCAUCUUGACCAAUCUGGCAUUCACCCACAUUGCCUUUCUCGACUUUUACUUUUCCGACGACCCUGCUGCCACUAAGAUCCGCAAAUAUGUCGACGAAGCCUUCAACUGCGAAGACAUUGGCCUCAACUUUGUCGCCUCAAUGUUGACUGGCUCGGGCCCCCUUUUAGUUCGUGCCAGCGGCCAGUAUGUCAACCUGGACCCUUCAGGUGGCAUCAGCAGACACCCAGGCCACAUGGAGGCGCGCAGCAAGUGUCUGAAUGUUUUUGCCGAUGCCUUCCAGUGCAUGCCGCUGGUCGACGAGACGGGACGGAUAGAACACGGGGUAAAGCACAAUGUAUGGUACAAAUCCGUGUGGAAUCGGAUUUUCGGAUAG